AUUGGUAUGUAACGAACCACUGAUUAUGAAAAUAAAUGACAGGGAGUCAAUGAAAACUGUCAUAACCAUGAGUCAUGAAGGUAUCGUUGCGUUUUGGCAGGGACUGUUAUUAAUCGAUUGGUAUAAUAUAUACCGGCCAGUUUACACUUGUUUGGUCGUUGAUAACUUGAAAGAAUUUAUUUGCGGAACUGGUAACGGAUUAUUAAUAUUUACAAUCGAUAAACACCGUUCGACAGGAAAGUUUCUUAAUGUUCAUGAGAAGAGGCAUCUGAAAGGACAUGCGGAUGUGGUACGUUGUCUAGUCAGCUUUGAAAGCCGCAUCUUCUCAGGGGGAUUUGAUGGUCAAAUUAUUGUUUACGAUACAUGUGGUAAAUUAGAUCCGACAACUAGAAUUUUACUGAAGAUCCCCAGAGCACAUGAUGGAAUCAUAUCUUGUUUAGUUAAAGCUCACAAUGUAUAUGAUCAUCAAAAGUUAGUGAUCAGCGGGAGUUUUGACAGACAUGUAAAAAUCUGGAACGAUGAAGGACAAUUGAUGCAUGUAAUUGAAAACUUCAGUAAUGUUAUAAUCAGCAUAGCUCAUAUCCCCACUACUGAUACAUUUUGGGUCACGUCAGGAAGUUGUCAUGCUAGAAUAUUCGAUGUUCAAACAGGUGAAGACGUUCUACAAGUCGUCAGUAUUUAAUAGUCUGGAAGUACAACAGCGAGUCAAGUGCAUUAACACUUAAAACAGAAAGUGGAAUCCAGUGUUUGUGUGCAAGUUACAAACCACCCUUUUCAAUAUUUUCUUCUGGAUCCAAUAAUCAUCUUUCUAGAUGGGAACGUAAAGGUCAAACCCAUUUCUCAUAUGUUCGACAAGAAGAAAUGAUACACGAGUCAAUUGAUAAAAAAUUAUCUGAAUGGUUACAAGAGAAAUUACGUACACAAGCUGUACAGACAAAAGAAAUAGAAAAAUUAAAAGCAUCAUUACCCAAAACGUUAUUAUUACCCAAUAAUAGUAAUAUGUAUUCAGCUAAACGGUCAAUGACUCCCUAUACAUAUCUUCAAAGUAAAUUACCAAUUGGAAUAAAAUCUAGACAAAAUACAGUGGCCAUGAUCAACUGUCAAAACUCAACUGCUUAUAAUACAAAAGAAAUAGUACUUAACAAGGUAGAAAAAUUUGCCAUUAUUUCGCUUCAAAAAUUUAUUUCUUGAAAUUGCAUUUUCUUCAUAUAUUUGGAUGAUAAU
Messenger RNA from Schistosoma bovis, 1224 nucleotides. Lineage: Eukaryota; Metazoa; Platyhelminthes; Trematoda; Strigeidida; Schistosomatidae. The record is from the annotation of a GenBank genome assembly.